This is a messenger RNA of Cuscuta campestris, 1052 nucleotides long. NCBI's taxonomy places the organism in Eukaryota, Viridiplantae, Streptophyta, Magnoliopsida, Solanales, Convolvulaceae. The record is from the annotation of a GenBank genome assembly.
CGAAUUGGACAUUGGUGGGUAAAAAAAUCUUGAAGCUUCAGCAGUGAGCGGCGGAGUGCAGCAAAGAUGGUGGAAGGAUUCUUCCCCCUUCAUAGUCCAAAUGCCGAUUUCGGCCGCCGGAAUCACAGCGACUCCAUCGUCCUCCUCACCGGCCCUCCUUCCUCAGGGAAAACCUCUUUGCUGUUCAAGUACGCAUUGAACUCCGCCAUGGCGGCCGGCGGCGGCUCCGUGGUGUUCAUUUCCAGCCGCCGGAAGUUGGAGUCCAAACCCCCUUUUCUCGCUCGCGGCGUCGAAUCUUCCUCCGCCGUUUUUGAGCGGAUUCACAUCAAGUAUAUAGUUGAUGAAGAAGGGAUUAAAAAAUACUUCGCUGCAUUUCACGUUCAUGAUGCAAUCCCUGUUUUGGUCAUCAUAGAUGAUUUUGCUGAUUUCUUUGAUGAUAGAAAUUGCCAACAAAGGUACAAUAACGCGAGAGGAAAGGACUUGGCAAUGGUUCGGACUCUUGCAGUGUGUAGAAAUGCCAUUGAUUUUGCCAAAAAAUCAGGACCAUGCCAACUUCUUCUCUCUGAUACUCACCCUGGUGACUCCCCAAGGCUGCUUUACAUAUAUAAGAGAUGGGUCUCCUCCAUUUACACAAUUAGAGGGGAUGGAUUUGGGUCAUUUCUUCUUAAGAAGGGAAACAAUUUCGGUGUUGAGAAAUCUAAUGGACCAAGAACAGCGAAAUAUUCUAUAGCUCUACAGUAUUUGGUACUGGAAGGUAUUCUUGAAGACGAAGAGCAAUGAAACUCAGAAAUUUGAUUUGCUACAAAGUUUCAAGGACUCGUACCCGUGACAUCAAAGUUACACGACAACACCUUUAUUCCAUGUUUGUUUUAGGUCAUCGGAGCUGAUUCUAAUGUUUUCCAUGCAUUAAGAAUCAUAUUUUUAAGGUCGUACUUGCCGAAAUCCUGGAAAUGAAUCUUUUGGUCUUGAAACCGUUGAAAAACAGAGCAGUUGACCAAUGGAUUUAGCUGGGAAUACACUGAAACUGAAGAGCUAUCUAAGGUAAAUGAUAC